Molecule: messenger RNA, 771 nt
Organism: Diaporthe citri
Lineage: Eukaryota; Fungi; Ascomycota; Sordariomycetes; Diaporthales; Diaporthaceae
Exons: 1
Coding region: 1-771 (256 amino acids)
Source: RefSeq, a predicted model, not a curated record
AUGAAGCUGCCAAUGGAGCUUAUGUGCAAGAUCAUUCGCGAAGUCAUCGAUACGCCCGCAGUCUUCGUCUUCGAUGUCGUUACCGGCACACUCCAACACUCGCAAACCGGUGGGCGGACCGAUUACCGGUACAUGAGCUUCCACCCUCGUGUGAACCCCCCAAGCAACCAGAGCCGACAAGACUAUGCUGGCACUUUUGAGUCUCAAGUCAGCAAGACCAUUCGAAGCCUGCUCCUCACCAACAGAUCGAUCAGGGCCGAGUGCCUCAAACACCUCCAAGGCAUCACCGUACCCAUUGCAAACGGUCAGGCUGUCGUCCGCUUCAACCCCCGAAAGCAUGUCAUAUGCCUUUACAAGGUCGGGGACUUGGUACAACUCACACACCGUCAGUUCAUGAUCGGCCCACAAGACCUCAUCGCCUUCGCCAAGCAGUUGACCGAUCUCAACUUUGACAUCAACCACCUUGGUUUCAUGUCAGAGGGUGGAUGCGGUGUCCGGGAGCGCGACGUCGCGGCCGUGUUCCGGUCUGCCUUCCCUACCAUACAACACCUCUACGCCGUGGUUACUGAGCUCCCCCGGAAGAACCCUUCAGAGCCCAUCGAUUUCGUCUGCCCCGCCCACGACCCGAGACACACUCUGUCUCCUAUGUUCUUGCACAUCGCAAAGCGAUCCUGGAACGUUGUCAAGUCCCGGCUCUUCGGGAAUGGCUUUGUCUACGCCCGCGGUGACUGGGACCAGGGCUCUGACAUUGACGGGAUGGUCCUGAUUUGA